CAGACGCUGAUGAAGGGCCAACAAGCUUCAUCUGUCAUAUAUGGGCCCAUUAAUGGCUAGCAAAGGCUGAUAAAGAGUUAACCGUUAUCGCAGACUUCUUCUGCCCUAGCCUCAUAAAAGCCGUACUUGUGCAUUUGAUUUCUUUUCUUCAUCGCCUAGUACCGUCGCCUACUAGGGAUUCAACUGAUCUGCUACUAUGUCGUUCCCCAACUCAGAAGAUCGCAAGCACGUUAACCCACAACGGAAAUCCGACAAAAGGCAGGAUGAGCAUCCAAGACAAAUGCCGCAGGCACAAAAGCAGCCAAGCAGCUGGUCAGAUUCUCCUACUCAACAUCAAGGUUCCAGUCGACAGCCAUCUCACCAAGCCAAUCCUGCACACUAUUCACCUGCGCAGUACGCUCCUGCGCAACAUACUCCCGCGCAACGUCCCCAUGCACAGUACGCUCCUGCGCAACAACAUGCUCCCGCGCAACGUCCCCAUGCACAGUAUGCUCCUGCGCAACAACAUGCUCCUGCGCAACAACAUGCUCCCGCGCAACGUCCCCACGCACAGUACGCUCCUGCGCAACAACAUGCUCCUGCGCAACAGCAUGCUCCCGCGCAACGUCCCCACGCACAGUACGCUCCUGCCCAACAACAUGCUCCCGCGCAACGUCCCCAUGCACAGUAUGCUCCUGCGCAACAACAUGCUCCUGCGCAGCAAACAUGCUCCCGCGCAACGUCCCCACGCACAGUACGCUCCCUGCCCAACAUGCUCCCGCGCAACGUCCCCACGCACAGUAUGCCCCGCACAGUAUGCCCCCGCACAGCACCCCCCCAGCUCAGUUUCCUCCUGCACAUUACCCACCAGCCCCACCAGGGCGAAGGUGAGGGAUGGUUUGGUUCAUUAUUCGUAGUGUGACUGCUAUGCCAACUCCUGUAUAUCAGAUGUAAGAUUAGCGCAUGUAUUUUGGUUAUCUCAAAUGUUUACAAGGUGACACGUUGA
Messenger RNA from Suillus subalutaceus, 985 nucleotides. RefSeq lists its product as uncharacterized. The transcript is spliced from 3 exons. Bases 197 to 901 code for a protein of 234 amino acids. NCBI's taxonomy places the organism in Eukaryota, Fungi, Basidiomycota, Agaricomycetes, Boletales, Suillaceae. The record is from RefSeq and is a predicted model, not a curated record.